AUGUCUUCUUUCGCCUUCUUGUUGCUCUGCAUCCAAGCUUGCUUGGUCCAGAAUGCGUACAGCGCAUGCCUUGGAGCCGGACUCGGUCUGGGCUACGCAGACGGAUGGGCUGGUGAAUAUGGCCGCGGCUACGGACCAGGAAUUGGACUUGGCUACGAAACCGGACUUGGACUUGGACUUGGCUACGAAAACGGACUUGGACUUGGACUUGGCUACGAAAACGGACUUGGACUUGGACUUGGCUGCGGACUCGCUGGCCCUGCUGCCAUCGCUGGUCCGGCUUACGGAGGCAAUGGCGUCGGCGACAUUGCCGUUGCUGGUGAGAUGGGUGUCGCCGGUACCACUGUCGUCGCUGGUCAGGUGCCUAUCCUGGGUGCCGUCAGAUUCGGAGGUGAUGUGCCUGCUGGUGGCGUCGUCUCCAUCGCCGGCAGAUGUGCUGGUGGAUGUGGGUGCAACGGCGCUUACAACGGCGGUUACAACGGCGCUUACCUGUACUAA
Messenger RNA from Papilio machaon (common yellow swallowtail), 498 nucleotides. RefSeq names its product chorion class A protein L11. The transcript has 2 exons. Bases 1 to 498 code for a protein of 165 amino acids. Gene Ontology annotation, molecular function: structural constituent of egg chorion. Gene Ontology annotation, biological process: chorion-containing eggshell formation; multicellular organism development. Lineage: Eukaryota; Metazoa; Arthropoda; Insecta; Lepidoptera; Papilionidae. Gene Ontology annotation, cellular component: egg chorion. The record is from RefSeq and is a predicted model, not a curated record.